Messenger RNA from Papaver somniferum (opium poppy), 426 nucleotides. Its product is annotated as SKP1-like protein 4. Gene Ontology annotation, molecular function: cullin family protein binding. The record is from RefSeq and is a predicted model, not a curated record. The transcript has a single exon. NCBI's taxonomy places the organism in Eukaryota, Viridiplantae, Streptophyta, Magnoliopsida, Ranunculales, Papaveraceae. Gene Ontology annotation, cellular component: nucleus; cytoplasm. Gene Ontology annotation, biological process: SCF-dependent proteasomal ubiquitin-dependent protein catabolic process. Bases 1 to 426 code for a protein of 141 amino acids.
AUGAUUACUUUGAAGAGUUGUGACAAAAAGUUCUUUGUUAUUGAGGAGACCGUUGCCUUGCAAUCUAAAACUCUGAAGCGCAUGAUGGCUGGUAACGAGAAUGAUGAGCAUAUUCUUGUCCCUUUGACUACCAUCAAAGGCAAUGUCUUGGCAGAGGUGCUCGACUACUGCACCAAACAUGCUGAGGUUGAGACUAGUGAGGAAGAUAAAAAGAUUUGGGAUGCACAGUUUGUGAAUUUCGAACUUGAUGAUGAAACAAAUUCCCGGAUGUUACUAGAUAUGUUCCAAGCUGCCAAGUUUCUUAACAUAGAGGGAUUGAUGGACUUGACAAGAGAGAAAGCUUCUGAAUGGAUGCCUCGUAAAACACCAGAGGCGAAAGAAGCGAUUCUUAGACGUAUAGAGAAUCAUAGGCAGUUGAAUGAUUAA